Messenger RNA from Mytilinidion resinicola, 1782 nucleotides. RefSeq lists its product as uncharacterized. Gene Ontology annotation, biological process: triglyceride catabolic process. Gene Ontology annotation, molecular function: triacylglycerol lipase activity. The coding region runs from base 1 to 1782 and encodes 593 amino acids. Lineage: Eukaryota; Fungi; Ascomycota; Dothideomycetes; Mytilinidiales; Mytilinidiaceae. The record is from RefSeq and is a predicted model, not a curated record. The transcript is spliced from 5 exons.
AUGUUGCCAUCCGUGAUAUCUCUUCUAUAUCUAUUACAACUUGUUUCGUCUCUCCCUCAUGCCCCCUCAAUUCUUUCUCCUCGGGGCGAUGUUGUUGAAUGGACUGCCCUAGGUGACAGUUACGCUUCAGGAGUCGGCUCUGGCGAGUAUGGAGCAAACAGUUACAGAUGCCUGAGAUACGAUCAAGCCUAUCCCGUUCAACUCAACGGUGCAGAUCUGGAACUUGGCGACAAUUGGAAAUUCAACAACGUUGUCUGUUCUGGCUCGUCGUCAGCGGACGUCGAGGCAUAUCAAUUCUAUGACAAAGAUACAUCCGGUCAGCCGAAUAGGCAGUAUGGUAAGCUGAACCUAAUUUUACUUCCAAGCUUAUCGAAGAAGAGAACCUGCGACGAUCAACGAGCUUUUAGCUGGAAUUUAAUCAACGCCCCGAAACUCGUGGAUGAUAUCGACCAUCUGAUCCAGAUGACUGUAACCAGGGGCCGAAAAGGCACUGUCGGCGACAAAUUCAAGCUAUACGUGGCUGGUUUCGGGGAGUUCUUCAACUGGGACGACCCUGCCUGCGAUACGGUUACUUUCGCUCGAUCUGCCAAUCCUGUCGACGACGGGAAAGACCACGUGAAGAUGACUUCAGCAAUCCGCCAAGACUUCAAUGCUAUGAGCCGUGGCCUCAAUGCUGCAAUCAAAGCGGCCGUGGACAGAAAUUCGGCCAAUGGCGUCAAGUUCAUCGAUAUCCAACAAGGAGGUCCGGGCCUGGAUACACACCGCUUCUGCGAAAAGGAUGCCAAUGAACCCAAUCAGAAUAAUCCGAAGCUAUGGUUCUGGCAUUAUCCAUACAACGAGCCCGAGGAUCCAACCGUUGACAAAGUUCUGUCCGACGCAUAUGCCAAGACUACCCCUGGCAUGUCCGCAGAUGACAUCAAUAAGAAAUGGCCGAUGCAAAACGAUCUGUUUGAAGCUGUUCUCGCUAAUGUUGACCCGGGCGCAGAGGGUCUUCUAGAUCCCAUUUGGAGAGCCGCGGGAAAUCGCUUCAAAGUGUUCCACCCGCAGCCAGCUUUCCACACUGUUAUAAAGGACCUCAUCCUGGCUGAGUGGAAAGCAGAUCGUGACGUUGACUCCGCUCCCCCAACUCCACCUGCGGGACAAGACAAGGUCCAGUGCCAUGGCAUCAAUGGCGACGUCUGGAUCAUGCACCGCGACACCGCCGCCCAGAACAUCAAGGACUUCUGCGCCCAAGCUAGCAAGUCGGUCGAAUACAACGACGGAACCGUCGACCAGCUGCGUCUUUCCGUCGACUUCCCCAGCGACGAGAGCCAAGGCACCGAUAAAGCCCCCGACUGCGCAGGCCGCAUCACGCGCGCCAUCCUCGACGGCUGCGACGGCAAUGACCCCAUCAACAACCCGCACAACUACAAGUUUGGCGGCACCUUCACCAGCGCCGACGGGUGGGUGUACAAGCUCGAAGCGCUCUCCCAGCAAGUCAACGACCUCUCGUGCGACGUGUCGUACAAGUUCGUAUAUGACGGGUUCGAGAUCCGCGGGAAGAACUGGCCCGACGCGACGUUCGGCGCUAAUGGGGAGGGUUUGAAGAAGCAGCUGGAUGGGUGCGGCGCGGUGACGGAUUGGGGCUUCGAGUGGACGCCGAAUGAUGUCAAGUUCCAGUGGUAUGCGCAUGGGCACUUGCCUAUUGGGACCAAGGCGUGUGUUGGGAGGGCUGCGAAGUCUGCGGGUGCUUCGGGGGAUGGUAAUUGUCAUGGGGCUGGGAAGAGGAGCGUGGAGUGGUAG